AUGAACGCCCAGGCCUUGAAGCAGCUCGAGGAAGAGGUACUAUACGUCUCUGUUCGUCAAGACAACGCAGGAUAUGUCCGAAAGAUGCUCGCCUCUGGAGUUUCCCCAACCGCCAGAAUUAACCGAGCGUCCAAUCUGAGACUUUUGCACCAGCGAUAUGCAGACAACGUAACAUUGGAGGAGGUCAAUAAAUAUUGGCUUUGCUAUCUCGACACUGAGGCAUUCCUGGAUAGGAUUGAUGCCCACUGGAGAGAUUGGGAGUACGCGGAAGACGAGCCCAAGAUCAUAUUCACCACUGCGAUGAACAACAGUAAAAUCAGUCGACUUCUCGUUGAAGGAGCCAAUGCAAAAAUUCUAGAUGAUGAAGAUAUUCUCUUACCUGCUAUCGGGUCCUGGCUUUCUGAGACCGAUAACCAAGGACAGGCCACGGAUCUUGAGUUCCUGCGAUCUCUUCUGCUUGACUAUUUGCAAAAACCGGAGAACAAAGAAAAGCUCAACCUGGCACUGAACAUCUGGGCUGGCAGCAAAGACGGUAUCCAGGUGAUAAAGCAGCUCAUUGCGAGAGGUGCAAACCCAAACAGCUCACUUGUUGGUGAGAAUUAUCACGAUUUUAGGACGCCUCUUGUGACGGCUUGUCGAGGCCAAGGCUUUGCCAACGUGGAGGUUCUUUUGGAGGAGGGAGCUGACCCGAAUCUUGAAGCAGAGUCCGGCAUGCUUCCGUCAGUGGCAUUAUUUACCAACUCGUGGUGUCCCGCGUCAGAUCGCGACAGGAUAUAUGACCUUCUCAAGCAACACACACCAGCAUUGAAAACAAUCACCGAGAGGCCAUUAUUACCGCCACCUGUCUUCUACAGAUACGGUUAUGGAUCUCGGGACGGAUCUGUACUUUCUGCAAUAAUCACAAGUGCCAUGAGGUACCAUAUCCCAGUGGAGUUCUUGAUGUCUCAUGACCUCUUGGACAACCUUGAUAGGUAUCUACCAGGGGAUGAAUAUGGAACUCCGCUGAUUGCUGCUGCUGCAACAGGCAGUAAAGACUUUGUUGAUCUCCUCAUUCAACACGGUGCAACUAUUGAUGCUCCAGGCCACCCUGAUACCGAGUGGUCACAUCCAGCACUUGCUGCUAUUCUUUCCGACCAUUGGGAUCUGGCAUUGAAAUUUCUAGAAGGCUUUGACGCAUCUUCGUACGAAACGGACGAAGAACAGAGAAAAUGGGAAAUGGCGCUUAUGUGUGCUCUUCAAUGGGAUGGCCAAGAUGUUGCUCUCAAGUUGAUUGAGGGCGGUGUCGAUAUCGACUUUGUUAUGGACCAGGGCGCUUCGCCCUACAUUCUAUACGAUACCCGAGAGUCUUUCCAUACCGACAUGGACGAAAUAAUGUCAUAUCUCUCUGAGACAGGAACGUCGAUAGCCUUGGGGCGAGCCAAGACCCAGCUCCAGGAGCACCAUUCGGAGACUCUUUGA
Molecule: messenger RNA, 1458 nt
Organism: Fusarium graminearum PH-1
Lineage: Eukaryota; Fungi; Ascomycota; Sordariomycetes; Hypocreales; Nectriaceae
Exons: 2
Coding region: 1-1458 (485 amino acids)
Molecular function (GO): protein binding
Source: RefSeq, a predicted model, not a curated record